AUGUGGAAGCGGGUUGAUUUUGUUGGUAUGGCUGUGUCAUUGGCUGCCUCCAUCCUCAUCAUCUUUGCACUCGAGCAAGGUGGUGUGGCCUACUCGUGGAGCAGUGGUGCUAUUGUAUCAACCUUUGUACUCUCUGGAGUCUUGUGGAUUGCCUUUGUUUUUUGGCAGCGACUGCUUUCCAAGAGCCAUGGCGUCCGUGAGCCCAUGUUCCCGUGGAGCCUGGUGCACAACAGGUUUGUUAUGGGACUACUUUUAAACGGGUUCUUUACAGGUUUCCCCUUUAUGGCUGCUCUUAUCAACAUACCGCAGAGAUUCCAAACGGUCAACAUGACAUCAGCUAUCAACGCUGGCAUUCGUACACUGCCUCUACUUCUCCUAUCUCCAUUGGCGACUGCUAUCAACGGGAUAUUGGUCUCCAAGCUGGGAGUCCCUCCUCUCUACACGCUCUUCCUCGGAGGUUCACUGCAGACAAUAGGAGUUGGCCUAUAUAGCUCCUUGAAAUCAUCAGUCUCUAUUGCCUCGGCCCAGUAUGGCUACGAGGCUAUCAUGGGCUUCGGUUUCGGGUUCAACCUCAGCACAAUCCUGAUGAUGGUGCCGCUCGUCGUCACUGAGAAAGAUUUAGGUAUGAACCCCCAAUUCGCCUGCCAAACCAUCAAUGCUUUUCAACUGACAUAA
Molecule: messenger RNA, 675 nt
Organism: Fusarium musae
Lineage: Eukaryota; Fungi; Ascomycota; Sordariomycetes; Hypocreales; Nectriaceae
Exons: 2
Coding region: 1-675 (224 amino acids)
Biological process (GO): transmembrane transport
Molecular function (GO): transmembrane transporter activity
Source: RefSeq, a predicted model, not a curated record